UGCCCAUGUUAUACCCAUUAAUUCUUCUUCGAGUCCGUCAAUUCAGAUGCCGAGUACGGCAAAUAUACCGAUCACUAGAUUCCGCUUCUGGUAACAGCAAAAGUACAGUAUGGGAUCUCAGUACAAGUGUAUCGAAAUCUUCUACAUCUUGUUUGCCGCUGUCGGCAUAUUUCCGCAUUUUUUUCGUGUGGCAAUCGAUCAGCCUGCAAAGUUCGAAGCUCAUGGCCGCCAGCGGCUGUACCGUAUACUUUCUGUUUUGCUGUACAUUUGGUCAGCAGCGCUGAUCAGCUGUCUGCUUGUGUACAGUUCCAUUUUAACAUACUUCUUUUCCAAAUCAUACGAAGCCGACGACAAGAUGAGUGAAAUCCUCCUAAAAGGCUUCAUGGGUCAAUGGACCGCCAUUGCGUGGUUAACUGCAGUGAGCUUUGCUGUUAAAAGCCGAAAACUACCAAAGGUCAUAGGAGACCUGGAACUCAAUCUCACCAGCGUGCGAUCGGAAAUGAGGAAUUUCGUUUUCUUCAAGCGAGAAAAUUAUUAUACAAUCCUGGUAAUUGUAGCGACGGUUCUGUUCGUUGCACUGUCAGGCGUCUGGGUAUGUUUGAUUGCGUCACCUAUGGAAGUACACACAAUACUAGAAGGGAUACGCGUUAUUAUAAUAUCCAUACCAACUAACCUUACCCUUCCGAAUAACCCAACAGCGAAUGAUUAUGACGAAUACGUUAGAAAAUUGGCCAAUCAGAGUAUCGGGGACACUUCAUACACUGUAACACUGCAAAAUGUUCUGGUAGACGGAGAUAUUCUGGGCAACAUCACCAAGCCCUCAACCACAGCGGCUUUAUUGGGAGUACAAAUACUUUUCAUGCUGAUUACUUUACCACUACAUGCCGGCUUAAAAGCUGUGAAUAAGCAGUUAGAGAAUAUUUUCGAUGACACAAAAGUGUAUGACGGAAAAAUGUUCUCAAGCUUGGAGAGCGUGUUUUCACGACACCUUAAUUUGACGCUACGUAUCUGUGAACUGGACGAUAUAUUCGGACCGGCACUGCUGUGGUUGUUCGUUUCGGACAUGUACGUUAUUGUGACGGGACUCGGCCUUUUGAAGGGGAACAAUCAAUAUGCCAGUGGCAUGUUUUCUGAUGAAUUCACAGCGGAAAAGUUCGGUCGUAGUAUAUGCUUGGGGAUCGCUUUAUUGUUUUUGCGGAUGUUUUGUGCUAUUCGCGUUAGAGAACAGGCCGAUGCUUUUGGGGUGAAAUCAGCAGUUCUUAUGGAGCGGCAUAGAAUUUUCGAUCGAUGCAGUCACACCGAUGCGGCAUGCUUCCAAACAGUCCACAAUCGUUUGGCCGCAGUUAAGGGCACUUUCACCCUGUUUCAGUUAUGCCAGCUGAACAAAGAAUUUGCUGCAACGGUUAUUGGAGCCAUGCUCACAAACGGUUCGCUCAGCUCGAAUGCGGAUCUAUUUUUCUGAAUAUUUUUGACUACGAUAUUCCGCAUCCGGGUUGUGUUUUUGCACAGUAAUUAGUGUAGGUCACGCGG
Molecule: messenger RNA, 1530 nt
Organism: Paramacrobiotus metropolitanus
Lineage: Eukaryota; Metazoa; Tardigrada; Eutardigrada; Parachela; Macrobiotidae
Exons: 3
Coding region: 110-1462 (450 amino acids)
Source: RefSeq, a predicted model, not a curated record